This is a messenger RNA of Kluyveromyces lactis, 1713 nucleotides long. It is a transcript of the gene HRP1, whose product is annotated as Hrp1p. The transcript has a single exon. NCBI's taxonomy places the organism in Eukaryota, Fungi, Ascomycota, Saccharomycetes, Saccharomycetales, Saccharomycetaceae. The record is from RefSeq and is a predicted model, not a curated record. Bases 1 to 1713 code for a protein of 570 amino acids. Gene Ontology annotation, molecular function: RNA binding.
AUGAGUUUAUCAGACGAUGAAGAUUUUAACGACAUCUACGGUGAUGAAAAUACCGCUCAAACCACGGUGAACAAUAACGAGUCGACUUCAUCAACUGCAACAUCUACAGAUAAUCAAAAUAAUACUCAAAGUAAUAAUAAUCAAAAUAACGUUAGUAAUAGCUCGACAGAUGAUCACAAAGAUCAAGCUUCAACUACCAAUAAAGAGGCUAAUAGUAGUAGCACAAACACCACCGCGGCAACAUCUCAAUUAGAUCAACUAGCAGCUUUACAGGCUUUGUCAUCUAACCUGUCACAACUGCAACAGCAGGUUGCCUCUUCAAAUAAUCAACCAGAUUCUAAUCUUGCAUCCAAUAAUGACAAGGCUGAAAACAAUAACAAGGAAAACUACAGUGCUUCCGUUCCUGAAAUGCUGCAGAUGCCUCAAAUGCCACAGAUGCCAGGUAUGCCAGAUAUGUCACAGUUGCAACAAUUGCAACAGACUAUGUCUCAAUUGCAACAAACUGCAUCUCAGCAUGAACCAAAGGCUAUCAAAGCUGAUUUGUCUCGUGACAUUAACAAGAUGUUCAUUGGUGGUCUAAAUUGGGAAACCACCGAAGAGGGUUUACGUGAUUACUUCAGCAAAUACGGUGCAGUCGCUGAAGUUAAGAUUAUGAAGGACACUGCUACCGGUAGGUCCAGAGGUUUUGGGUUCUUGACAUUUGAAAACGCUUCUAGUGUCGAUGAAGUCGUUAAAACACAACAUAUCUUAGACGGUAAGGUUAUCGAUCCAAAGAGAGCCAUUCCAAGGGAAGAACAAGAUAAGACUGGUAAAAUUUUCGUUGGUGGUAUUGGUCCAGACGUCAGACCAAAAGAAUUUGAAGAAUUUUUCUCUCAAUGGGGAUCCAUCAUUGAUGCCCAACUAAUGUUAGACAAAGAUACUGGUAGAUCUAGAGGCUUUGGUUUCAUUACUUAUGAUACACCAGAUGCAGUUGACAGAGUUUGUCAAAACAAAUUUAUUGAGUUCAAGGGUAAACAAAUAGAAAUCAAGAGAGCUGAACCUAGACAAUUACAAAAGCAAAAACAACCUCAAAUGACUCAACCAAUGGGACAAAAUAUGAGCAACCCAAUGCAACAGUAUCAGAUGUUCCAAAAUCCAAUGAUGGCAGGCGGUUUCAAUCCUAUGAUGGCCACUGGUUUCAACCCUCAAUCGAUGAACGAAUACUACACUAAGAUGCAAGAGUAUUAUCAACAAAUGCAACAACAAACUGGUAUCGAUUAUACUCAAAUGUUCCAACAGCAAAUGCAACAAAUGCAACAGAUGAUGGGUAUGAUGGGCGGUCUUCCUGCAGGCCAACAACCUUCUCAAAGUGGUGCAGGAUCUCCACCAAGCCAUUCAUCCACCCCUCAACACAACGACGACAGUAAUGGUGUCACUACUAUUGGGAGCUCAAAUAAUGGCAACCGUAGUAACAGUGGAGUAGAAUCUGGAGAUGACUCAAGAUACGAUAAUUCAUCAAGCCGUGAUGAUUCUCGUCGUUCAGGACACAGAGCAUACGAUCGCAACUCUGAUCGUAGCAGUUAUGGCUCGUCUAACCGCGACCGUGACAGCUGUCGUGGCCCAUCUUCAAACUAUCGCGGAGGUGGUGGCCGUGAUCGUGAUUCCCGCCGUGGUGGUAAUGGGUAUGGCGGUGGAAGCAGAGAUAGACGUGGAUACCACCCAUACGCCAGGUAA